This is a messenger RNA of Suillus paluster, 1986 nucleotides long. Its product is annotated as MFS general substrate transporter. Gene Ontology annotation, molecular function: transmembrane transporter activity. The coding region runs from base 1 to 1581 and encodes 526 amino acids. The record is from RefSeq and is a predicted model, not a curated record. Gene Ontology annotation, biological process: transmembrane transport. The transcript has 13 exons. NCBI's taxonomy places the organism in Eukaryota, Fungi, Basidiomycota, Agaricomycetes, Boletales, Suillaceae. Gene Ontology annotation, cellular component: membrane.
AUGUCGGUCAAGCAUUCCUCUGAGGGUGAGCUGCACAGAAAAAAGGAAGGCGAGAAGUUCGGUAUGCAGGCUGAGACUCGGGAUAUCUUCACUGGGGAUUCGUUGGACCCUGUAUACCAGGCCAAAGCCAGAAUUAUUAAUGAUGCAUUGCAGGAAAUUGGAAUGGGAAAGUACCAAUGGUACUUGUUCCUGGUGGCUGGUUUUGGCUGGCUAUCCGAUAAUCUUUGGCCGGUUGUUACUGGCUUAAUAUUGACACCAGUAGUAAAUGAGUUUAACGUAUUGGGUCCAUGGCUGAAACUUGCUCAAGACAUCGGCUUGCUGGUGGGAGCCGCAUUUUGGGGUGUUUCUUCAGACGUUUGGGGUCGGAGGUGGGCCUUCAACAUUACUUUGGGCAUGACCGGCCUCUUUGCUAUUGCGGCCGGGGGAUCGAUGAACUAUGUUGCGCUCUGUUCUCUGACUGCCGUGUGGUCCGUGGGUGUGGGCGGCAAUCUGCCCGUCGACUCUGCUGUCUUCUUAGAAUUUAUCCCUGCUUCUCACCAAUAUCUGUUGACGGUACUCUCCAUUUGGUGGGCCUUUGGUCAACUGUUGGGUAGUUUGGUUGCAUGGCCUCUUAUCGCGGAUUUCUCUUGUCCAACCACUAUCCCCCCCUCUCCCUGCCCAAGAUCCUCAAACGAAGGGUGGCGAUAUUUCUUGUUCACUAUGGGAGGGCUGAUGAUGCUUCUCUGGGUAAUCCGCUUUUUCGUUUUCAACCUGUACGAGAGUCCAAAAUACCUCAUGGCACGAGGUCGAGAUGAACAAGCUGUCGAGGUCGUACACAAAGUUGCAGCCUACAAUGGGAAAACAAGCAACCUCACCCUCGAAGACCUCCAGAGGGCCGGAAAAUUGGCUGACGCUGCCGUUCAUGAUGAUGUACUCAUGGACACGUCUGCUUUGGCUGCCGUGCGGAGGCAGAUGGGGAUAUUUAGCAGUAGUCAUGUUAAAUCGUUGUUUGCUACUCGGAAGAUGGCUUGGUCCACUACUAUUUUAAUCAUUCUUUGGGCCUUUAUUGGCCUCGCGUUUCCGCUGUACAACAGCUUCGUAACGUACUUCUUGGCCACCCGAGGGGCAAAUUUUGGCGACGGUUCCACAUAUAUCACGUAUCGCAACCAAGUCAUACUGAGUGUGAUAGGUGUUCCUGGAGCAUUGAUGGCAGGUUACUUUGUCGAGCUUCCAUACCUCGGUAGGCGAGGCACCUUGGCAAUAUUCACCGUGUUGACGGGUGUAUUCAUACUGGCAUCCACGACCGCGCGCACUUCCAAUGCGCUCCUCGCCUGGAACUGUGGUUAUAGCUACACGAGCAACGUUAUGUAUGGCGUCUUAUAUGCUCUUUCACCGGAAUUGUUUCCUACGAAAGAUCGUGGAACUGGGAAUGCGAUCGUAGCCACUGCAAACAGGAUAUUCGGUGUCAUGGCCCCGAUCAUCGCUCUGUAUGCAAACCUCACGACGUCCGCGCCAAUCUGGAUUUCAGGAGCUAUCUUCAUUGUAUCUGGUUUUAUUGCUCUCUUGCUUCCGUUUGAGCCCCGUGGUCAUGCAUCUUUGUAGCUGGGCGUCAUAUUUCUUUGAGUUUGCACGGGUGGACGGACGACUUCAUGGUUGUUUAGCUUGUGUGAGCAUAGAUAGCUUGAUAGUAUUGCAUCAUUGUCAAUAAACCUUGUAGACUAAACUGUGCAGAUACUAGGAGUGGGGCAAGUGCACGAUGCCCCCAGACGUAAUUUCCUUUCUACUGCUGGAAAGAUAAUCAAUUCUGAGCGUUCCCCACAAUGAGAUCUACGCCACAAAAUGACCAAGACUCUGGUGGUAUUUUUUGUUCGCCUGUAAGCGCUUGGUAAGGAGAGUGUCGACGACAGAGAUAAUAUCUCUACCAGCUGAGCUCCAUCGUCAUCGUAUGAGUCGAUAUAAGUGAGGGGGGGGGUAACUUACCUAACGUUGAUCUAGCGUCAAAUCGCA